Molecule: messenger RNA, 1785 nt
Organism: Parathielavia appendiculata
Lineage: Eukaryota; Fungi; Ascomycota; Sordariomycetes; Sordariales; Chaetomiaceae
Product: Pkinase-domain-containing protein
Exons: 2
Biological process (GO): protein phosphorylation; intracellular signal transduction
Cellular component (GO): cytoplasm
Molecular function (GO): protein serine/threonine kinase activity; ATP binding
Source: RefSeq, a predicted model, not a curated record
AGACGUCCAGGUCUUAACCUCCGAAAUAAGUCUUCGGCACAGUCACUCCGACCCAUCUCCAGGACCCCGAGCCUCAAAACCAACGGCAUUUACAGUUCGCUAGGCUCUGCUUCGGCCACCAGCUCCGCUGUUCCGAGCCCUGUCAUCUCCGCCAUGGGCGACAUAACUCCUCUCCCCUCGCCUCUAUUAGCGACAGACUCGCCCGGCCCAUGGAAGCGGCGGACGUCGUCCCGUGAGAUGGCCCCCUCCCAACCAGUAUCCGCACCCCUCGACACCAACGGCCAUGCCCCUGCUUCAACAAACACGAAGAAGGCUUAUGGAGGGCUGACACCAUGCCCACCGCCUACGAAUGAUACCAAACAGCACCGGGACGGCGGACUCGCUCAGCCUCAAGUGUCGGCACGCCAUACGAGGAAUCGGAGCAUCAGCGAAUAUAUCCCGGAUCCUAUGUUGGUACCUAAGCGUAUGUCGACCGUGUCCGGUGUCCGUGCAAAGCUCGACCUGAAGCCCUCGACCGAAGGACAUCUGCGCCGGGAGCCCCACCUAUCAGAGGCGAGGGGCCUAACUCCCAUCGAGAAGCCACCGACGCCACCACCGAGUGAGUCGUCAAUGACUGCGGGCGACACCUCGGCAGUUUCUGCAUCAAGUGCCGGUACCAAGCCGCCAGGCGCUGUAUAUUUCGAGGCCAGUGGCCGGUACGACCAGAAACGGCGCCGUUGGCGGGCCAUCAGGGUUCUCGGCCAAGGCACCUUCAGCCAAGUCUAUUUGGCUACGAGUCAUACCUCGUCAUGCUCUUUUGGCGACGAGCAUGACGGCCCAGGUACCAGCCUGCAAGCUCCAGAAGAACACUCCGCGCACCAACGCCGGUCUCUGGUAGCCGUUAAGAUCAGUGAGCACGGUCCUCGAGGCGGUGCGUCCGAGGACCGCAUCGAGAUGAGCCUCAAGCGGGAGCUUGAAAUCAUGCAGUCGGUUCGACACCCAUCGCUCGUGAACCUCAAGGCAUGGAACAUCGAGCAGACCCGCGCCAUCCUUGUGCUCAGCUACUACCCGGGCGGUGACCUCUUUGACGUCGCCACUAGCCAUGCCGAUCUGCUCACACCGCCCCUCAUCCGCCGCAUGUUCUCCGAACUGGUCGGCGCCGUCAAUUAUCUCCACACUCAAAACAUAGUCCACCGCGACAUCAAACUAGAGAACGUCCUCGUCAACCUCCCACCCUCCGAGCUCUCCCCCGACACCGACUGGACAACCUACCCGUACUCGGUCAUCACCCUCACCGACCUGGGCUUGUCCCGCCGCAUCGCCCCCGACGAGAAGCUCGAGACGCGCUGCGGGUCGGACGACUACGCCGCCCCCGAGGUCAUCAUGGGCCAACCCUACGACGGCCGCGCUACCGACGCCUGGUCGCUCGGCGUCCUGCUGUACGCCCUGCUCGAGGCUCGCCUGCCCUUCGAUCCCCCGCCGUCUUUGGGCCCCCACGGUGUCGACUACGCCAUGCAGAUGCGCAUGCGCAGCCGCACGAGCCAUCGCAUUGCUCGUGUCGAAUGGCGUUGGUAUGCGUAUGGCGCCGGAGAGGGCGAGGAGGGGGAGGGCGACCACGAGGCGGAUCUCGAGAAAUUUAAGGCGAAAGGGUUGGUCGGGGCCAUGGAGGUUGUUGAGGGGUUGCUGAAAAGGGCCAGGAGUAGGUGGCCUUUGACCAAGGUGGCCGAGACGGAGUGGGUUGGCAAGGGCGUGUGUGUCGACGGCGGGAUUGGGUUCAGGGAGGAGGAGGAGGGUGAGGAGGUAUGA